AUGUCGAUGCAGGCGGCAGCAGCUGCGGCCAGCAGACAGCCACCACCCCUUCCAGCAUCCAAAGACGACAUAGUGGGCACAUGGAACUACCUCGAGUGGGGUGUCGAGAAGAUCAUGUACAGCUUGAAGGACGGCGUUGACCUCAAGACGUACAUGUCGUUGUACACCAGCAUCCACAACUUCUGCACAGCGCAAAAGGCAGUCGGCACCGGACAAGCUCUCAACUCAACCCACCGUGGCGCACACCUACUCGGAGAAGACCUUUACCACCGGCUCAAUGGGUACCUUAAGAGCCAUCUGGAAAAAGUGCAUAAGGAGAUGAUCGAGCACCAAGAUGAGGCACUGCUCACUUUCUACAUCAAGGAGUGGAAGCGAUACACUCAGGCCGGCAUGUACAACAACCACCUUUUCCGAUAUCUGAACCGCCACUGGGUCAAGCGCGAGAUGGACGAGGGCAAGAAGGAUAUCUACGACAUCUACACUCUCCACCUGGUACGAUGGAAGGAGGACAUGUUUGGCUCAACACAGAAUGCUGUCAUGGAUGCCGUCUUGCGCCUCGUCGAGAAGCAGCGGAAUGGCGAGACCAUUGAGCAGAGCAAAGUCAAAGAGGUGGUCAACUCGUUCGUUUCCCUCGGUAUCGACGAAGCAGACAGUACCAAGACCACGCUCGAUGUCUACCGCCAGUACUUCGAGAAGCCGUACCUGGACGCGACCGCCGCAUACUACGACAGAGAAUCGCAGUCCUUCCUGGCCGAGAACUCCGUGGUUGACUAUAUGAAGAAGGCUGAGAAGAGACUGGAUGAGGAGAAGGAGCGUGUGCCACUAUACCUGCUGCCCGAGAUCAUGGUUCCGCUCAUGAAGACUUGCGAACAAUCGCUGAUCGCCAAGCAUGCACCUGUUCUCCGCGACGAGUUCCAGAUCUUGCUUGACAACGAUCGUGAAGAGGACAUGGCACGCAUGUAUAAGCUACUUGCACGCAUUCCAGAAGGUCUCGACCCGCUCCGGGCCAAGUUCGAGACCCAUGUGCGGACCGCCGGUCACCAGGCAGUUGAGAAGGUUGCGGACCAAGGCGAGAACCUCGACCCAAAGGCGUACAUCGAUGCACUUCUGGAGGUGCACACGCAGUAUGCUGCUCUCGUCCAGAAUGCCUUCACCGGGGAGUCCGAGUUUGUUCGCUCGCUUGACAAUGCCUGCAGAGAGUACGUCAACCGCAACAAGGCCUGCGCGAAGAACUCGAAUCGAUCACCUGAGCUACUGGCGAAGCACUCCGAUAACGUCCUCAAGCGGUCUACUAAGGCCACCGAAGAAGACGAUAUGGAGAAGAUGCUCGAUCACAUCAUGACCAUUUUCAAGUACAUCGAGGACAAGGACGUCUUUCAGAAGUUCUACUCGCGGCACUUGGCCAAGCGUUUGGUCAACGGCACCAGCGCUUCGGCUGAUGCUGAGACGUCCAUGAUCUCUAAACUCAAGGAUGCUUCAGGGUUCGAGUACACUAACAAAUUGCAGCGUAUGUACCAAGACAUCCAGACAUCGAGGGAUCUCAAUGCCGAGUACGAAGACUGGCGGAAUCAGAAUAUCGACAAGGAGGAUCGCAAGGACGAUGUCGAUGCCAACUACCAGGUCUUGGGUACCGGAUUCUGGCCGCUGCAACCUCCAAGUACACCAUUCGCACCACCGCUUGCCAUUGUCAAAACGUAUGAGCGCUUCGCAACGUUCUACAACAAGAAGCACGGUGGCCGCAAGCUUAGCUGGUUGUGGCAUCUGUGCAAGGGCGAGAUCCGUGCCAACUAUGUGAAGUUGAACAAGGUCCCAUACACCUUCCAGGUCUCGACUUACCAGAUGGCGAUCCUGCUCAUGUUCAACGAUUCCGAUACCGUCAGCUACGAUGAGUUCUCCGAGAUGACCUCCCUCGCCAAGGAGACACUUGACCCAUCCAUCGGCAUCAUGAUCAAGGCCAAGGUCUUGACAGCCAGCCCAGAGGGCGCAUCGCCACAGAGUGGCACAUCAUACUCGCUCAACCAUGGCUUCAAGAACAAGAAGCUGAAGGUCAAUCUCAACGUGGCCAUCAAGGCGGAGCAGAAGCAAGAGGCCGAGGACACGCACAAGACGAUUGAAGAGGACCGUAAGAUGCUGAUGCAGUCAGCUAUCGUGCGCAUCAUGAAGUCUCGCAAGCAGAUGAAGCACAACCAGCUCGUGUCGGAGACGAUCGGCCAGAUCAAGAGCCGCUUCAUGCCCAAGGUGGCCGACAUCAAGAAGUGCAUUGACAUCCUCCUGGAGAAGGAGUACCUCGAGCGUCUGGAUGCCGAUGAACUUGGCUAUCUUGCUUAA
Fulvia fulva is the source of this 2328-nucleotide messenger RNA. RefSeq names its product Cullin-1. Bases 1 to 2328 code for a protein of 775 amino acids. Gene Ontology annotation, biological process: SCF-dependent proteasomal ubiquitin-dependent protein catabolic process; protein ubiquitination. The transcript is spliced from 2 exons. Gene Ontology annotation, molecular function: ubiquitin protein ligase binding. NCBI's taxonomy places the organism in Eukaryota, Fungi, Ascomycota, Dothideomycetes, Mycosphaerellales, Mycosphaerellaceae. The record is from RefSeq and is a predicted model, not a curated record. Gene Ontology annotation, cellular component: SCF ubiquitin ligase complex.